AUGCACGCCUCAGAUAUCACCCCGAACCAGCUCGAUGGCUUCAGCAUCAUCGAGCGGGUCUGCUCCGUAUUCUCGCUACUCGGCUGCAUCUUCAUCAUUGCGACCUUCUGUCUCUCCAAGUCGUUCCACAAGCCCAUCAACCGACUGGUGUUCUAUGCGUCGUUCGGUAACAUGAUGACCAAUGUGGCAACCCUUAUGGCCAGGACAUAUAUCGGUGACACCAAUUCUGCAGGUUGUCAAUUCCAAGCUUUUCUCAUCCAGAUGUUCAUGCCUGCUGAUGCGUUCUGGACGCUGGCAAUGGCUAUCAAUGUCUACCUAACCUUCUAUUACAAGUUUGACGGCGAGAAGCUCCGAAAGAUGGAGAUUCCGUACCUUCUUGGUUGCUACGGUGUUCCAUUCAUCGUUGCUCUAGUGUACAUUUUUGUGAAGUCUCCCGAAAGGGGACGUAUGGUGGUUAUUCUCGUCACGUUCUUUAUCUACAUCCGCGCAGGACGUGAAAUCUACUUGAAGCACAAGCAAUUGCGAAAGUUCGGUGCCAGCAGCAGCUUCCACGAUCCAGAGCCAUUGCCUCCCAUGGACGAUCCCUUCAACGCCAGCAAGACGACAGAAGUCUCCGUUACGUCAGAAGUUGUCACCUCGCAAGGCAUUGAUCUGGCUCCUCUCGGUCGACGAGGUUCAGAUGCUGCGCCGAGAGCCCCUAAUCCAGCAUACUCGGUAACCAUCUCAUCAGACCGACGGCCAACCAAUAACCGAGAGUCAUAUGGAGAUGUCGUCCUCCCUAUCCAAAGCAAUGUGACCAUUGCGCAAUCAGCAUCCGCUCCUCGUACCCAGACCUCAAAUCCAAUCCGCAAGAGAGCAGCUUACGAAGCGAACAAUGCCGCAUGGUCCUAUACCAAGUGCGCCAUCUUGUUCUUCACUGCCCUACUAGUCACUUGGAUUCCAUCCAGUGCUAACCGUGUCUACUCCGUGGUCCACGUCAACCAAGUCAGCGUCCCGCUGGAAUACAUGAGCGCCUUCGUCUUGCCCCUACAGGGAUUCUGGAACGCAAUUAUCUACAUCAUGACAUCUUGGAAGGCAUGCAAGAUGCUUGUUGACGACAUCAAGCACGCACGUCGACCGAACGUCCAGGAGAUUGUCGGAUACCGCCCCAACGACGGAUUCAAUGUGAUGAACUCGCCUCGCAACAACAGGAGCGACAAGACCUACGAGAGCGAGAGCAUGACGGAACUCGCCAUCGAGGAGAGCAGCAGGCCCGCGUCUCACGAACAAAACGGCGCCAGCAACAAGGCCCGCCAGUGA
Messenger RNA from Phaeoacremonium minimum UCRPA7, 1299 nucleotides. Its product is annotated as putative g-protein coupled receptor protein. Gene Ontology annotation, cellular component: plasma membrane. Lineage: Eukaryota; Fungi; Ascomycota; Sordariomycetes; Togniniales; Togniniaceae. The coding region runs from base 1 to 1299 and encodes 432 amino acids. Gene Ontology annotation, biological process: cell surface receptor signaling pathway; adenylate cyclase-activating G protein-coupled receptor signaling pathway. The transcript is spliced from 3 exons. Gene Ontology annotation, molecular function: G protein-coupled receptor activity. The record is from RefSeq and is a predicted model, not a curated record.